Molecule: messenger RNA, 3583 nt
Organism: Arvicanthis niloticus (Nile rat)
Lineage: Eukaryota; Metazoa; Chordata; Mammalia; Rodentia; Muridae
Gene: Lztfl1
Product: leucine zipper transcription factor like 1
Biological process (GO): negative regulation of protein localization to cilium
Cellular component (GO): cytoplasm
Source: RefSeq, a predicted model, not a curated record
AAGAAAAGGUGGGACUUCCGAAUCUCGCAGCCAAUGUACCUGCGAAAAUUAGCCAGUUACGCAGCCCUUUCUGUCACGUGCCACUUAGAGCCAAUGAGUGUGUAGAACCAAGGGCCCACGUGUCUCCGUUCCCAUUGGCAACCCGCGGCUUCUAAACAACCUACUUUCCUCAGGCCCCAGGCGCCGGCCUCCCUGUUUCCUGUCUGGUCCCGCCACCGCCAUGGCAGAGUUGGGCCUAAAUGAGCACCAUCAAAAUGAGGUCAUUAAUUACAUGCGUUUUGCUCGUUCAAAAAGAGGCUUGAGGCUUAAAACGGUAGAUUCCUGCUUUCAAGACCUCAAGGACAGCAGGCUGGUGGAGGAGACUUUCACCGUGGAUGAGGUUUCAGACGUCCUAAAUGGGCUGCAGGCUGUGGUACACAGUGAGGUGGAAUCCGAGCUCAUCAACACAGCCCACACCAAUGUCCUGCUUCUGCGGCAGCUGUUCUCGCAGGCUGAGAAGUGGUAUCUAAAGCUACAGACAGACGUCUCCGAACUGGAGAACAGAGAAUUAUUAGAACAAGUUGCUGAAUUUGAAAAGGCAGAAUUUACAUCUUCAAAUAAAAAGCCCAUCAUAGAUCUCACAAAGCCUAAACUUGUUCCAAUUAAUGAAGGUGGGACGACGGAGCUCCUAAACAAGGAAAUUUUAAGACUUCAACAAGAGAAUGAGAAACUAAAGUCAAGGCUGAAGACCAUUGAAGUCCAGGCUGUGAAUGCUCUGGAUGAGAAGUCAAAACUGGAAAGAGUACUUCAAGAUUUACAGCUCGAUCAAGGAAAUCAACAGGAUUUUAUCAAGGCCCAAGACUUGGAUGACUUGGAAAACACAGUUGCAGCUCUUAAGAGUGAAUUUCAGAAGACACUUAAUGACAAGACAGAAAACCAGAAGUCUUUGGAGGAGAACCUAGCAGCAGCCAAACAUGACCUCCUCAGAGUACAGGAGCAGCUGAGCAUGGCUGAAAAGGAAUUAGAGAAGAAAUUUCAACAAACAGCAGCUUAUCGAAACAUGAAAGAGAUUCUCACCAAAAAAAAUGAUCAAAUCAAAGACCUACGGAAAAGACUGGCAAAAUAUGAAUCUGAAGAUUAAAGACUGGAGGUUUUGUCUAGAACCUGCCACACAUGAACAUCCACGUUAUCUCCAUCCACCUCAGGCAUGUAUUUUGAAGCAUUUUGUCAUAUUCUCUUCUUUUUCCAAUGUUUAGGCUUUCCUUGACAGUUCUAAUGUCAUUCUUAUCUUCAGUUCUGUAAUUGCAAAGAGAAAAAAAUGUAAAGAUUCUUUUCUGUUGUCCCAAACACCUCUCCGUCAGAUGAUCCAGAGCCUCCAUGCAAGUGCAGUGAGAUUUCUGUAUGGUAGAAAGCAGUGUGGAGUGGCAAGAAGAGCCGUCCUUCCGCACUAGGGAGGGAACCUUUUAAUGUUAGAGAAGCUGGUAACAUCUAUACUUAGUCCCUAAAUGUAAAGAUAAAUAGUAAAGUUAUUAACAUUUACAAAUAAACCUUUUAUUUUUAAUAAUGAAAUCUUAAUUAAUUUAUCUGAUCAUCAAAAUGUAUAAACUCAUGGAAAAUAUGUUUACUUUCCAUUCUUGUCAACAUUUCUAAUCAAUUAUAAGGGAGAGUAAGCUGAAGUGACUGAAGACUCAGUUAACUUUUGCAUCUCUCCAUCGUGAGUGCUGCUUAUCCUAAGAGAUGCAAACACUUCUGCAUCCUUACUUUCCAUGGGUCUGUGUUAUGGAUGGAGAAGUCAGAUUCAUCCUAUAGUUUCACAUUUUAAAAAGCAGAUGGACUCAGAGUACAUAUAAUCUUUAGAAUUAUUUGCAGAAUAUCCUUUUAGCUUAUAUGUGAAUUAGAAUUCUUUCAAACUUUGACUCAACAUAAAGCCAUUGACUAAGUUCCAGGUUUGUGUAUAUAUAGAGAGAAGUGGCAUUUUCAAGAGACUUUAAUGUUUUUAUUGGUAUACUUUUCCCCGGGUGAUCAUAUGUAAAGUAUCGGAAACAGGACAUGAUGCCCACCAUGUGUGGUGCAGUGAUGUGGUAUGAGAGUAAGUAAAGCUCACAAGGCAGUUAAACCUCAGAAAGAAAGCAUUCACCUUUCACAUGCUAACAUGGAGGAAGUUUUCUGUUUCUCAAAGCAGACAUGUCACAUCCUGUGUGAACAAUCUGAGGCUUUUCCAUCUCCACCAAUAGGGAAUUUAUUCCCAGAAAAGAGUACACUGAUCAGAGCUCACAUCUUUGUAAUUCUUACUCAAACACUUAGUAUUAGCUUUAACUAUACUGUGGGAUUCUUGUAGCUUUGUUAAAUACUAAAGGAACAAAUAAUAUUGAAGUGAUUUGUCCCAAAAAAAAAAAAAAAAAAGCUGGGAAGGCAAUCUUAGCAUGAUGAAUGAAUCGGAAAAGGAAAAGAAAAAUAUAUAAUAACGAAGCAACAUUUGUUACACAUUUUUAUCAUCCAUUUGAGGUUGGACCGCUCCUCAGUUUCAUGUAGGGCUUGCGUUGAGGACUACAGUUUCACCCUGUGUUUCUUUAGCCCAACAUAAUUCCCUCUCUAAAAUUCCAUUUGUGGACCAGGAUGUUCUGAAUAAAUCAGAAACCAAACCUUGUAAUUAAUGGAAAAUGUGUCUUUGAGAAAUGGUUUAGUUGUGUUCUCCCUACACCUUUCUCAGCUGAAUGUCGGGAAGAAAAGACUUGGUAAGUCACUGUAAUACGUUGCUGGGUAGAAUUUUUAUUUGUUUUGUUGGUGGUGGCUUUGAAAUAUUCUGUGUAGUGUAUUCUACUUGUUGAAUAAUAAAUUCAAAAGUAUUUCUGAAACCUUAAAAACUGUUAAGCAGUAAGAUAAACAAAAGGGUUGUGUAAUCAUUGUGACGCCUGUCUUUUAUGGCAUUUACUGCAUAAUCACUGUGCGCCUGUCUCUGUCUCAUAGCACUGAUUCUGCCUUUCUCACUGUUCUGCUUUGUUUUUAAACUCAAACCUCAGCAAAAUUACAUUUAGUUUCCCAGUUUUAAGAUCUACUGAAUCAUUUAACUGAAAAAGCCUGCUUAGUCUAUAUAUUUUGACUCUCUAGGAAACUAGUUUGAGCUUUAAGUGAGCUGAUAGUGUACAGGUAACUGUGGACAGUCUGCUAGUAAACCAUCUUAACGAAACUCCUGGCCAGGGUGCAGCACUUAACCUACUAUGCACAGGGCUGAGCCCACACAAUAGAAUAAAAACAAAACUGAAUAAGAUGCAGCUUUGAUAUAACUUUAAAUUGAAGCCUCUGAAGUUAUGAUUGAGAUAUUUUGUUCACAAAAAUAAAAUGCAAAGGGUUUUGUUAUUAAUGUCUUCAAUUUUUUUAUUAAUAUCUUCAAUUUAGAUGGUUAUUCUCAUCUUACAUGUGUAUCUGUCUGUGUUGGAUAUGUAUUUAAUCAUUUGUUUAUGUCUUAUAAGUCUGAUUAAAUAGAAUAUUUUGCUCUCUUAAAUGUGUAAUCAUAUUUGAUAAAGCCUUUACUAUCAUUUCCACUUUAAUAAGCUGAAUGAGAUUCCUAUAUAUCUUUGUAUUUUAAAUGCUUGCAUUUUUAAUA